GUGGACUCGCAUAUAUAAGAGUUCUCGCCUUGUCCGGCCGAUACUUCAAUUCUCCAUCCAUCUCCCUAUUUAAACUUCCUCAAAGAGAAAAACUCCCCCUUCUCCAUUAAAACUAAAACCAUUUACCGUCGCCAUGGCUCCCAAGAUUGCUAUCGUUUACUACUCUAUGUACGGCCACAUCGCCACCCUGGCCGAGGCCGAAAAGAAGGGUAUUGAAUCUGCUGGCGGCCAGGCCGACAUCUACCAGAUUGCGGAGACCCUGCCUGAGGAGGUCCUUGCUAAGAUGCACGCUCCUCCCAAGAAGGACCACCCCAUCGCCGACCCUGACAGCCUCAAGAACUACGAUGCUGUGCUGUUCGGUAUCCCUACUCGCUAUGGUAACUUCCCUGCCCAGUGGAAGGCUUUCUGGGACCGCACUGGCGGUAUCUGGGCCACCGGUGGCUACUGGGGCAAGUAUGCCGGUCUGUUCGUCUCCACUGGCACCUUGGGUGGUGGUCAGGAGUCCACCGCCAUUGCUGCCAUGAGCACUCUUGCUCACCACGGCUUCAUCUACGUUCCUCUCGGCUACAAGACCAUGUUCCCCCAGUUGUCCAACCUCCAGGAGAUCCACGGUGGUAGCGCUUGGGGUGCUGGUACUUUCGCUGGUGCCGACGGUUCCCGUCUGCCCACCGCUCUCGAGCUCGAAAUCGCUGAGGGCCAGGGUAAGGCUUUCUACGAGCACGUUGCUCGUGUCAACUUCGCUUGACUGUAUGGUAGCGAGGAAAUUAAGCCUGAGUCGCAGCCUGCCGCUGCACCACAACAACCACAACAAAAAGAACAAACUACAAAGACAGAAGCUUCCAACGCUGCACAGAAUGGCCAGCAGAACGAACAGGGUACCCAAAGGGCAAAGAAGGAGAAGGGUGAGGGACCUUGUGGUCUUCCUAAGUGUGUGAUUUCCUAAUAGGCUCCAUUCUAUACCCACCUGAUCUUUGUGUUUUGUUCAUUUUGUUGUUUGUUGCAAUGGCGUUUUGUGAUGGGUCGAUACCUCAUUCGGACUUGAGAUCUGAAAAUGAUAUACCAUACCUGCAAAUAGGAUAAUAAAAGACUUUAUG
Messenger RNA from Aspergillus caelatus, 1094 nucleotides. RefSeq names its product putative NADH-quinone oxidoreductase Pst2 (gene pst2). The record is from RefSeq and is a predicted model, not a curated record. Bases 134 to 745 code for a protein of 203 amino acids. Gene Ontology annotation, molecular function: NAD(P)H dehydrogenase (quinone) activity; FMN binding. The transcript is spliced from 4 exons. NCBI's taxonomy places the organism in Eukaryota, Fungi, Ascomycota, Eurotiomycetes, Eurotiales, Aspergillaceae.